CACCAUGGAUGCUUUGUACCUAUCAACCAUGAUUCCAGAGACUAAUGUCUCCUUUUUGACAAACGCAACAGAUAAUGUAACAGUUAUGGAUUUUUCCGCCUCCUCCGGUAUCCGUCCUGUCUUCAUACCUAUAAUUUACCUUCUGGUUUGUGUUAUCGGACUGAGUGGGAACACUUUGGUCAUCUAUGUGGUUUUGCGUUACGCCAAAAUGAAGACCGUGACCAACAUCUACAUUCUGAACUUGGCUAUCGCCGAUGUCCUCUUCAUGUUGGGCUUGCCGUUCCUCGCCACCCAAAAUGCCAUCUCCUACUGGCCCUUUGGAACAUUCACCUGCAGGCUAGUGACAGCUUUUGAUGGCAUUAACCAAUUCACCAGCAUCUUCUGCCUGACUGUCAUGAGCCUGGACCGCUAUCUUGCAGUGGUCCAUCCUAUUAAAUCUACCAAGUGGCGCCAGCCAAGGAUAGCCAAAUUGAUCAGUGUGGCAGUCUGGACUUUAUCCUUUUUGGUAGUCCUUCCCAUGAUUAUAUUUGCUGAUGUCCAGGAAGAUUUCCAUACCUGUAACAUGAGCUGGCCUGAUCCCAUUGAGAUAUGGUCAGCUGUGUUCAUCAUCUACACAUCAGUGCUGGGUUUCUUCGGUCCUUUGCUGGUGAUAUGCCUCUGCUAUUUGUUGAUUGUCAUCAAAGUGAAAUCCUCUGGGAUCAGAGUUGGCUCUACAAGACGCCGGCGGUCAGAGAGGAAAGUGACCCGAAUGGUGGUCAUCAUAGUUGUGGUCUUUGUUUUCUGCUGGCUUCCCUUCUACAUUGUCAACAUUGUCAAUUUGAUAUUCAUCUUGCCAGAGGAGCCCAUCUUGGUGGGCAUUUUCUCCUUCGUGGUGGUCCUCUCUUACGCCAACAGCUGUGCCAAUCCCAUUCUUUAUGGAUUUCUUUCAGAAAAUUUCAAGCAGAGCUUUCAGAAGGUCCUGUGCCUCCACAAAGGCAAUAGCAUUGAAGAUGGGGACCCCACUGAACUCCGGCAGGAGAAGAGCACCCAUCUGAAGGACACAAUGCUGCCACAGAGGAAUGACAACUUCAAUGGGCACAUGCUAACUAGCAAAGUGUAACAAGUCUCUGUGGCUUCAAGAGAGAUGCAUCUGGAUUGAAAUACAUGGUGGCAUCUACUGCAAGGGGACGGGGCCAGGAGAAGGUGGUGGCCUAACCUUCUAGCUUAAUGUACAGACAUUUUCUUUCCCAGCCCUUUGUUGCUGUGUUCACCCUAGAAUUCUGGGCAUCAUGAAAAGUUUCACAACUGGUAACUGGAACCUAUUGUACUCCAUUCAUUCUUGCUCUAUCCUGCAUGAAGGUUUUCCACAGGUACAUAGGCAAAUAUGAUACAAAAAAAGUUAGGCUAUAUUGCA
Thamnophis elegans (Western terrestrial garter snake) is the source of this 1393-nucleotide messenger RNA. It is a transcript of the gene SSTR5, whose product is annotated as somatostatin receptor 5. Lineage: Eukaryota; Metazoa; Chordata; Lepidosauria; Squamata; Natricidae. Gene Ontology annotation, biological process: regulation of insulin secretion; neuropeptide signaling pathway; cellular response to glucocorticoid stimulus. Gene Ontology annotation, molecular function: somatostatin receptor activity; neuropeptide binding. Bases 5 to 1099 code for a protein of 364 amino acids. The record is from RefSeq and is a predicted model, not a curated record. Gene Ontology annotation, cellular component: membrane; neuron projection. The transcript has a single exon.